Choloepus didactylus (southern two-toed sloth) is the source of this 1488-nucleotide messenger RNA. RefSeq names its product uracil DNA glycosylase (gene UNG). The record is from RefSeq and is a predicted model, not a curated record. Gene Ontology annotation, molecular function: uracil DNA N-glycosylase activity. Bases 15 to 965 code for a protein of 316 amino acids. Gene Ontology annotation, biological process: base-excision repair, AP site formation via deaminated base removal; base-excision repair. The transcript has 7 exons. Lineage: Eukaryota; Metazoa; Chordata; Mammalia; Pilosa; Megalonychidae. Gene Ontology annotation, cellular component: nucleus; mitochondrion.
UCCUCAGCUCCGGGAUGAUCGGCCAAAAGACCCUCUACUCUUUCUUCUCCCCGAACUUCACUAGGAAGCGACACGCCUGCAGCCCGGAGCCGGCUGACCCGGGAAACGGCGCGGCGGCAGCGGGGGCUGUGUCUGAGGAUACCGGGGAUGCGGCGGCCAGUCCCGCCAAGAAGGCCCGGACCGGGCAGAGCGAGUCCGGCACGCCGCCCUCCUCGCCGCUGAGUCCCGAGCAGUUGGUCCGGAUCCAGAGGAACAAGGCCGCGGCCCUGCUGCGACUCGCAGCUCGCAACGUGCCGGUGGGUUUUGGUGAGAGUUGGAAGAAGCAACUCAGCGGCGAGUUCGGGAAACCUUAUUUUAUAAAGCUAAUGGGAUUUGUGGCAGAAGAAAGAAAAAAUUACACUAUUUAUCCACCCCCACACCAAGUCUUCACGUGGACCCAGAUGUGUGACAUAAAAGAUGUGAAGGUUGUCAUCCUUGGACAGGAUCCAUAUCAUGGACCCAAUCAAGCUCAUGGGCUCUGCUUUAGUGUUCAAAGACCUGUUCCACCUCCACCCAGUUUGGAAAACAUUUAUAAAGAGCUGUCAACAGACAUAGAUGGUUUCGUUCAUCCUGGUCAUGGAGAUUUAACUGGGUGGGCCAAACAAGGUGUUCUCCUACUAAAUGCUGUCCUCACUGUUCGGGCACAUCAAGCCAACUCUCACAAGGAGAAAGGUUGGGAGCAGUUUACUGACGCAGCUGUGUCCUGGUUGAACGAGAACUUGAAUGGCCUUAUCUUCUUACUCUGGGGUUCUUAUGCUCAGAGAAAGGGCAUUGCCAUUGAUAGGAAGCGCCACCACGUGCUGCAGACGGCUCAUCCUUCCCCGUUGUCUGUGUACAGAGGAUUCUUUGGAUGUAGACAUUUUUCUAAAACCAAUGAGCUGCUGCAGAAGUCUGGCAAGAAGCCCAUCAACUGGAAGGAGCUGUGAUCCUGAACUAAGGGAUGGUCUCCAUCGAUGUGUUUUGAGAAACGGCUUUUGAAGAAUUUUGUCAGUUGUGACAUUGAAUUGAAAAAAUAAUUUCCCUAGUAAUUGUUAAGUGUGCUCACUCACUGUCCAAGGGGAAACUGCUUUAAUAGCACAGCCAUGAACCAGGCUGCCUGGGAAGGGCAGCUCUAAUCCAGCCAGAAACAGCAACGACUCCCCAGGACUGUUGAUCUUUCUUUGCAGUGUGGCUUUGGCCUAAAACAUGCUGCCAGUGAAACUUCUGCAAAGCCAAAUACUGUGUUCAAUACUCCUCUUUUCAGCCCUCCUCACCCCUCUUUCCUUUAGGGGCAAGGAGAGAGAAUAUGCACCUUCUUGGUACAGCCAACAGUUUGGUUCAGGCUGCUACUUAUUUUUACCUGGUAGAUGAGGCUAUAGGUUUAUAAGGCGUUUGGUAUUAUUUAGAAAGACCCCCUGUGCCCAGCCCUGCCUUAAAUUCUCAGCUGGGUACACUGCCCCACUGAUUUUU